GUUCACUAUAGUUUCACCGUGAUAUACCUCGCAGAUAAUACAAUACCCAGUUAGCGUCCUACUUUUUGCGGGUCGUUCUGUUGUUUAACUCUGGUUAACGACAGCCUGCCAUAUCGAUACGCAUACUGGUAUCAAUAUCUAUUGGUUUAGUAGUGUAUUGGUGGAGUGCCUGCUUGGCUGUGAACCCUGCAGGUUAUACAGUAGAGAUAUUAUGUACUAUCUUCGCCAAACGCACAAAAGAAUAGCUUGUAACUUAAUUUUACACACCUCAGUCUGCACAGUUGAAGGCUUACAUCAGUUGCAUUCAAAUCCUAACCCGACCCAACCCACCUACCGUUCGCUAUAAAACAUACAGUAUCAACAUAGCCCUCGCCAUAGCAUCACUAUAACACUCACUAUGCAAGUAGUUAAUAAUAACAUCACGUGGUCACACAGCGCAUUGCGCCCCCUGGAGGUGACAAUCCAGGUGUCCAUAUUCAUCAAUGAUGGACUGUUCGACGUCACACGCGCACGCCCUAUGAUGCUAUCCUCUGACUGGGAUGUGGACUUGGCUGCCUGCCAGGCUUAUAAUCUGGUACACAACACAUCCUAUCUGGUGGGCCAAAGCACUGCCGCCAGGGGUGGGGUGGGUGUGGAGAACCCGAAUGGCAAUGGGUUUAAUCUGUACUAUGAGCAUGGCAUGCGCGUGACUGAUCUGUUGACUGUACCGCAGAAUUCCUGUCUUGUUGUGGCAGAUGGACCGUUUGUCCCGUUCCGAAUGCUGGUGUGUAGGGUUUUGGGGUUAGUUCGUUGGUGGUGUUGGUAG
Messenger RNA from Sphaeroforma arctica JP610, 805 nucleotides. RefSeq lists its product as hypothetical. The record is from RefSeq and is a predicted model, not a curated record. The transcript has 2 exons. NCBI's taxonomy places the organism in Eukaryota, Ichthyosporea, Ichthyophonida. Bases 398 to 805 code for a protein of 135 amino acids.